This is a messenger RNA of Trichogramma pretiosum, 1051 nucleotides long. RefSeq names its product chymotrypsinogen A-like. Gene Ontology annotation, biological process: proteolysis. The transcript is spliced from 4 exons. NCBI's taxonomy places the organism in Eukaryota, Metazoa, Arthropoda, Insecta, Hymenoptera, Trichogrammatidae. The record is from RefSeq and is a predicted model, not a curated record. Gene Ontology annotation, molecular function: serine-type endopeptidase activity. Bases 1 to 936 code for a protein of 311 amino acids.
AUGAAACGGUUCAAAAAUAUUUCAAUAACUUUUUUGAUUUUCUUAAUUCACGCAAAAGUUGCCUAUUCAAGAAAGCAAUUACGAAUCAAUGGUGGAGAAAAAACUCCAGAUGGACGUUAUCCAUUUAUGGUAUCACUGCAGCAUAAAAAAGGCCACUUUUGUGGUGGAGCAAUUAUAGAUGAAAAUUCUAUUCUCACGGCAGCUCAUUGUGUCACAGAAGAAAAAACUGGAAAAUUUACGAAAAAACAGAUUUACGCUGUUCUUGGUACAUCAGAUGCAGGCAACAAAGGUCGCGAGGUUCAAGUGUUGAAAAUAAAAAUUAAAAAAAUGUACAAGCCAAAAGCUUACACGCCUCUAAAUCCUCACCCGGGCUUGCCUUUCCAAAGACCAGCAGAUAUUGCCGUUUUAAAGCUGGAAGAGCCAAUACAAUUAGAACACAACGAAGUUCACCUACCCCAAUUAGAAAAAAUCAAUCUUCCAACAGAUCCUGACGCUCAAUACAUGGGUGAAAAAUUGAUUAUAGCUGGCUAUGGAGAAAGUGGCAACAAACGAGAAGAAUUAAGAUUUGCCUAUGCUAAAGUCCUGACAAAUGGAGAAUGCGUAUCAAAAUACAAAUUGAACGUUCGGCAGGAUCAUUUUUGCGCUCAAAUGAGCCAAAGAAAACCACAUAGACCCGAAGGAACUUGUGACGGUGAUAGUGGUGGUCCGUUAUUCGAUUCCAAGACUAAAACGGUCAAGGGUGUACUCAGUACUGGUCCCGUGGAUUGUAAUGAGAACAAAACGCCCUCGGUCUACACCAAAGUUUCGCAAUUUUUAUACUUUAUACGAGCCGCUAUAAAUGACAAAGCUACUGAUGAUGCAGAUUGCGUCGAAUGGAAAAAGUCAACAGGCUGUACUCAUUGCACUCAUAAACUGGUUGACUGUACAAAAAAUUGAAUAACUGGAUUAUACGCAUGUUGCUUGUUUCACUUUCGAGUGUCAGACUCGUGUAUUUUUUUUAAAUGCUUGCUUUAAAUUCAAUAAAUGUAGCUUUCAAUUACGGACGGCUGAA